Molecule: messenger RNA, 9199 nt
Organism: Prinia subflava (tawny-flanked prinia)
Lineage: Eukaryota; Metazoa; Chordata; Aves; Passeriformes; Cisticolidae
Product: probable ribonuclease ZC3H12B
Exons: 5
Coding region: 2218-4722 (834 amino acids)
Cellular component (GO): cytoplasmic ribonucleoprotein granule; nucleus
Molecular function (GO): metal ion binding; mRNA binding; RNA endonuclease activity
Source: RefSeq, a predicted model, not a curated record
CUUUAUUAAAAAAUAGUGUUGAUUGACUGAAAAACUGACCUUUUAGGCUUUUUUUUAGGUACAAGUGAUUAGCAUUUUCCUAAGGAAAAUAGGCUUUUGAGCAGCUGUCUCUGCAUGUGUGUACAUUUUUGUUUGCAUAAAUUGGAGUGCAGUCUGGUAGAAUGUUACUGUUUUGCCUGUUUAUGGUAAUUAUAUAUUACUGUAGAAAGGUUCUGCAGGUUAAUAAUCUUAGUUUCACUUUGAGAAAAUUUUAGGGAGUUUGGUUGUUGUUAGGCCAAUAUGGACCUGUCUCAGAGAUCCUUUGACAUUUUUAUGGUUUUGCUUAUCAAAUUUUAUCACUCUUCUAGACCUGUUGUUCUCUGAAAUAUUCCCAUAGGCAACAGAAACCCACCAUUUAAUGUAGGGAAAUAGUCAAGAAAGAAACCUUUCUAAGACUUACUAGCAGAGACUUGAACUAAAUUCAUCAGGGGAAGGGAUGUGCUUCUGAGUGUCAGAGAGGAACCAGGACACACCAGCACUCUAGGAAGCAGCAGGGAAACAUCUGUGAAUUGUCCCAAAGGAAUUAGGGAUGACCUCUCACAAAUGAUGAAGAGGCCAUUCUAUGAUUCUCUGAGUGGUAUAUUAGGUUCUAUGAUUUUCUGCAUCUUAUUAACCUAAAACCAAAAGGAUAUGAAAACUUAAAAUGAAUAAGCUUUGACUUAUAUGCACACUGGUGACGCUUUUAAUUUUCUUUUAUGGCUUAUAUUAUUUUGUUAAAUGUCUGUUUUGUUGUCUUGGGUUGAAAAAUGUAACCAAAAAUGUGUAUUCUAUUUUCAUUUGUUAUAACUGGUUGGGAGAUAUUAUUCUUUAUCUCUUGUAACUCUAGGGGUGGAAAGAGGGCAGAUGCCUUCUGUUAAUGGGACACCUGAUAACACCAGAUAUGGCAGUGCCUUCUUAUCUCUUCCUCCACCUAUCCUCCUCUGAGGGUUAUCACCUGUGAAUGGGCCAUUUAAGGCCUCUCACAUGCCUGAUAACAUUACUUCAUUCCAUUGUGAGAUGCUCCACCCAGUGGGAGGAGCCAAAGCCUUUCCACCGGGAUAAAACCAGCAAUCCCAAACACCAAGAGAGCUGGUUUUUCCUCUGAAUUCUCAGAGGAAGACCUGACCCAUCUUGCCAGCACUGGACUUUUUUUUUUGUUUGUUUGUUUUUUGGUUUUGUUGUUGUUUGUUUAUUUGUUUUUUUCUACAGGACCAUCUCUACUUCACAGAACAACACCUGUUACUCCAGGAAGACUUAUUUGGACUGCUUCCAACACCCUGACAACAGGGUGUCAGGUCGUAUCUCUGUCUCUGUCAGGGUUCUCUAGGACUUUUGUUUGUUUGCUUGUUUGUUUUUUGUUUGUUUGUUUGUUUUUUGUACUACUGCAUUUGUAUUUUUAAAUAUUCCUAGCAAACAACAUUUAUUCCUAUUCCCAUAUUUUUGCCUGAGAGUUCCUAACUGCAAAAUUGUAAUAAUUUGGAGGGAGGGGGUUUUUGCCUUCUCCAUUCCAAGAGAAACUCCAGUUUUUCCUGACAGAUUCCUGUCUUUCCAAGCCAACACAUUUGUUUUCCGGAAGAUACUUUUGCUAGGCGAACUUGUUGGUUCUGAUAGUAAAUCCUUACUGAAAGAGGCUGAAAUGGUUUGUGUUAAAUUUUAUGUCUACUGGAACACUGCACAGUUGUUCCUAGUGUAGACAGGCUAUUCUUGCAGUAGAAGAUGGGUUUCAAGUGGAAAUGGUGGCUCACCCUUUUCUGUUUUAUUAACUUCAGAUAUAACUGAGAUAAUCCAUUCAUUCCAGCUCUACAUUUAUUGUGUGGGGAUUGUCCUUUUUUUUUGUAGGUAGAGUAACUGAGGGAGGGAGGGAGAGUUUUAUUUGUGAUUACAGAGACAGUGUAAUUAUAUGCUUUAUUAUAAUCAGUUUACAUAGAAAUGUGAAUGACUGGGGACAUCUACUGACAAAAUCAUUGUAACUGAAUAUUUUGCAGAAUUGAUCAAAACCUAAUUCUUAAUUUUUUUUCUUUUUUUUUUUUUAAAGGAACUUCAUGUUGAUGUUGCUUAUGCCAGAAUACAGUAAGCAAGGCAAAUUAGCCCCAGCCUGGUGUAAACUUUUAAUUGGCCAACAUGAUGCAAUUGAGUAUGAAUUCCUGGUGGCUUUGGAAAUGAAAGAGAACUGAGCGCUCUGGCUGGAAGUUGAACGUGAUGACGGCCUGGUCUAUGGUAGGGAAGUUGAAAAUGGAGAAGAGGCACUCCAGAGAAGACAGAAAUGUGGAACAAGAUGUGGGGGAAUGCAGUGCUGAAUCUGAGGAAUGGACAAGCUCAGAAAGUGAGCCUGAGCAACCAUACUUCAGAAGCAGUACUCAGUGGAGAGAAAAGGAGGUUUCCACCAAACCGUAUUGGCCACUCUGCCGGUCCCCAUGUCUGGAUCGCCCAAGUUUUUCAGAGAGCAGUAUCACACAAGACUUGAAGUUAGAUGAAUGCAAAACAAAUUUGGACAAGGAAUACCAAGCUAAAAUGGAUUUUGCUUUAAAGCUCGGGUAUGCAGGAGAUCAGAUCCAGGCUGUACUGAAUAAGUUGGGAGCAGAUGCGCUCAUCAAUGAUGUUCUUGCAGAGCUUGUGAGACUUGGCAACAAAAGUGAAUCAGAGGGACAAAGCAUUGCCAGCACUACCACUGGUGCUCUGGUGCCAAGAGGCCCUUGCCCAAAGGAAAUAGCAAGCCCUGAAUUGUCACUGGAAGAUGAAGUGGUGGAUAACAGUGAUAACUUGAGGCCAAUUGUCAUUGAUGGAAGCAAUGUUGCUAUGAGCCAUGGGAACAAACAAGGAUUUUCCUGCCGGGGAAUUCAACUAGCUGUUGAUUGGUUUCUGGAAAAAGGACAUAAAGAUAUCACUGUGUUUGUACCUGCAUGGAGAAAAGAACAAUCUCGACCUGAUGCACCAAUUACAGAUCAAGAAAUCUUACAUAAAUUGGAGAAAGAAAAAAUUCUUGUUUUCACCCCGUCUCGAAGAGUUCAGGGAAGAAGAGUUGUUUGCUAUGAUGAUCGAUUCAUAGUAAAACUUGCUUUCGACUCAGAUGGCAUCAUUGUGUCAAAUGAUAACUAUCGGGAUCUUCAAAAUGAAAAACCAGAAUGGAAGAAGUUCAUAGAGGAGCGGCUGCUAAUGUAUUCUUUUGUGAAUGACAAAUUUAUGCCUCCAGAUGAUCCUUUAGGACGCCAUGGUCCAAGCCUUGAAAAUUUCUUAAGAAAAAGGCCAGUUAUUCCUGAACAUAAGAAACAACCGUGUCCUUAUGGUAAAAAGUGCACCUAUGGGCACAAAUGUAAAUAUUACCACCCAGAACGUGCAAACCAGCCUCAAAGGUCAGUAGCGGAUGAGCUUCGAAUAAGUGCCAAAUUAUCUGCUGUGAAAACUAUGAGUGAGGGAGCCUUGGCCAAAUGUGGCACAGGGCCAUCCAGCUCCAAAGGAGAAAUCAGUUCUGAAGUGAAACACAUUGCCCCAAAACGUCAGUCAGAUCCAAGCAUUAGGUCAGUAGCUGUGGAGCCUGUGGAAAAGUUAUCAGCAGCCCGGAAGUCCGAGGCCAGCUCUGUCCCAUCUCUGGUUUCUGCAUUAAGUGUACCAACGCUCCCUCCACCAAAAAGCCAUGCAGCUGGUGCAUUAAAUACUCGUUCUGCAAGCAGUCCGGUGCCAGGUUCCUCACAGUUCAUACAUCAGAAAUCCUCACUGGAACAUAUGUCCAGUUUGCAAUAUCCUCCUAUACUAGUCACCAAUAGCCAUGGCACCUCAGUUAGCUAUGUUGGCCAGUAUCCCAAAUAUGAGUCACUGGGGGACCAUGGCUAUUACUCCUUACUCAGUGAUUUCUCCAACUUAAGCAUAAGUAGUAUCCGUAACUCAGAUUAUUACGGGGCUGAUAUGGACCAGGGGAUGUAUUCUAGAAACUCAAGCCCCUGUCCUGAUAAUUGCUUAAGCCAUACAAGUAAUGAUUCUUAUUCCUCUUACAAUGACUUGUAUCUGGGUAUAGCAGAUGCCAGUCCAGAAGACAAUGUGAAGAGCCACAGACUGCCAUCGAAAAAUCGUCUUCAGCCUUUCCCUCAUGGUUACCAUGAAGCCUUAAAUAGAGGUCAGAGUUACAGAACUGAAGAGCCUAAGCAAUCCCUUCGGAAACAGUCAGUUUCCCACUUAGGCCUACAUGCCCAGCAUCCCAUUGUUGGAGCACGGUCCAGUUGUCCAGGAGAAUACCCUGUGCCUCAAAAUGUUCAUCCAUCAACUGUACAACCAAGCCGUGCCUUGGUGAUGACAAGAAUGGACAGUAUUUCUGACUCACGGCUUUAUGAAAGUAACCCUACAAGGCAGAGACGACCACCUCUUUGUCGAGAGCAGCAUGCCAGCUGGGAUCCAUUACCGUGUGCAUCAGACUCUUACACUUACCACUCAUAUCCACUGAGUAACAACCUCAUGCAGCCAUGUUAUGAACCUGUCAUGGUAAGAAGCAUGCCUGAGAAGAUGGAGCAACUCUGGAGAAAUCCCUGGAUUGGGAUAUGUGGUGAGCCACAGGAACCUCAUAUCAUACCAGAACAUCAGUAUCAAACAUACAAGAACCUCUGCAAUAUUUUCCCUCCAAGUGUUGUCCUGUCUGUGAUGGAAAAGAAUCCCCACGUGACAGAUGCACAACAGCUGGCAGCUAUGAUUGUUGCCAAAUUAAGAACAGGGCGUUAGAGCAGUACAGCCUCUUUUGGAUAAAUGAACCUGUACAGCACAUAGGACCCAGAGGAAAACUUACAUGAAGGAAAAGGCCAAUCUAUUGUAAAUCUUUUCUAAGACAGUAUAAAAUUCUAUACACAGUAGCAUUCAUAUAUGUGCUGAGGCACUAUAUAAAAGUUGAUUGUAUUGCAAAUUUUAAGAUUUUAAAUAUAGGGAUUUCUAAUAGUAUUUUAUAGGAAAUGCAUACCUUGCUGCAUGGAUAGCUCACUAAGAACUGUAAUGUCAGUGUCUCAAAGCUGUUACUACAAAAUUAGUGUUAGCAAUUAUAUUGCAUGUAUUAGUGUACACUUAGAAUUUGCUUAUAAAUACCUAAUCGGCCUCUAAAAGUAUGCUCUAUACACACCCAGAUGACUUUUAGGGUUUCAGCUUUGUCAUUUGAUACUGCCUACUGGCAUCUUAAGUACUGAAGAAAAAGUAAAUUUGCUAAAAAUUAAAGUUGUUUAUAAAAGAAAAAACUUUUUUUCAGUUUUUCAAUGUCAACAUGGUUGUUGGCACCUAAAUUUCAGAACUGUUCCUCAAGAGUUUGAAUAACUAUUACAUUGUUCAAUAUGUUGUCUCAAUCCAGCAGAAGCCAAAUACUUUAUUAAAUUAGGACUAAAACAUUAAGGAAUGUAAAGGCAUAAAUGCCAUUCAGUAAACUGAAACUUUAACUGUAUCUUCUCUCCAGAAUCUCCUCUCAAACGUGCAGUAAGCAGCUGCUGGCCCAAAUGACUAGACCAGCUGAAAAUAAAUGGUUAGUAUUAUGUAAACUGGAUUACUCAACUUGAAGCAGCAAAAACUGGAUGUUAACAUGGAAGUUCAUCACAACCUGCAGCCCUUCCUCUGGGAGCAAGGAUGCCAUUUGAGUGAGCCUGACAUUCAAGGUGGCUAUACAACAUCAGCUUCAAAAAGGGUGGAGGGGUAAGGCUGCUUCUUGAAAAGAGAUGCUCCAGUUUGGGUUUGUGGCAAAGCUGUCCUGGUUUUUGCUCUUCAGAUUCACGCAAAGGUGUGCAUUUGCCUCGGGAAGGCUUUUAAAGUUCCUGUUUCAGCAAGUGAGAUAAUUUUGUGGCAUUGUUUGCGCAACUGGUAUCUUGCUCAAGGUGGGAACCUUUGUAGCUAAAUGUCUCCAAAAGAGGCGUUUAUUGGGUUUUUUUUUAAGCUGCACUGACUGUAUGGCCUUUUUUGAAUCCACUGUAUAUUUCAACAUUUUGAACCAUGACUAGCUCGACAUGUCUCGAGCUAGGACUUGUUGACUUCUACUGUAGUUUUUUCAUGAAAGUUGAGAAGGCCUGGUUUAUGGCCUUUUGUUUCUUCAUGAGAAGGUGUGGCACUGCCUAAAUGUUUCUUACUGUGAAACACACAGAACGUGAGGCUGCAGUCAGGGUUGUUUCUGGUGUUUUGAUAAUGGCUUGCAUGCUGCUUUCUAGUUAUCUGUCUGAGAAACAAAGUUUAUCAUUUUCUCCACUUGUAUUACUGUUGUGGUUGGUUUGAUUCAAAAUAUCUUGUGGGCUCUUUAUCAUGUGCAAAAUAGGUUCCUGUCCCAUAAAAACCCCACCAAAUGAACCAACAAGAAACCACAAUUAUGGGUGCAACUACAGUUAAUUUACUGACGUUUGAUAACUGUAUCAUUUCACACAGGAUAAAUAUUCUUGUGUUGGUACAGCUGAUGUAUAUAAUGACUAUGUCAUUAUGUAUUUGAAAUUAAGUAAAUUGAAGGUGAUUCUGUACUUACCCUUGGUGUUUAAAAGUAAGUUUUAAUUAGUUGGUUAUUAUCUCUGUUAGUGGGGAAAAAUAAUUCAGACUUAUAAUAGCUGGGGGAAAACAGAUUUAACUCUUGACCAGUUUUCAAAAGCAUUUCAUAUUUUUAAUUUGAAAUUAAUUCUUAUUCUCUUCUCUUGCAUGGUAUAAGCAGCUGAGAGCAAUGCCUCAAAUAACCAGAAAUGACCUUUUGUUUGUUGAUACAAAUUGUAUCUCUUUUUCUUGAUUGUAUAAAAACUGUGUAUAAAAAAUAAUCUCUAGAUUAACUUCAGUAUUACAUUUUCACUACAAUGUUUGUGGCACCAUGUGUCACAGGGAAGUAGCCCAUGAGUAAUUAUGGAUUUUUUUUAUUUAAAAUGGGCACUUGUAGUUUAUAGACAAACAGGGACAAUUUUUCAGAACCAGGUUAUGAUGUGCACCAAUACUGUGUGUACACAAAGCAUUUCAUAGGUAUUUUCAGUCUAUUUAUUAAGCAGAUACAUUCUUGCACUAAACUUUAUGUAAAAAUGUUGCUGUUGACUCAUCUGCAUGUGUUUAAAAUGUAACAGUAAUUGCUAUAGACCCUAUUUUAUUCUAACCAAUUAAUUUAUAAAUUAUUUAGGUAUAAGAUGAAGCUUAUUGUGCACUCAUGCUUUCCAUCUUGCAUGGAAUUAAAUAUUUGUAUGCAGAAAAAUGUUUGUUCCAUUUUUCUCCAUUUAUAAAGAUAAGCUAUUUUAAGAGAGGGUUAGUAGGUGAUUUUGAUGUUUUCUAAUAUGGAAAACUCAACAGAGAUUUCUGUAUGAAGUGCUGGGUGGCUUAUGGAGAUAUCCAUUUUUGUUGGAUUUGUCCUGUCAUUUUAAUUUUCACUAACCUUUGUUUUACUGAUGGAAGAAUUCCUUUUUAAACAAUGGGGAUGCUGUGAGAAUACAAACCCAGCAUACAAUUUCCCUAAGGCACUUCAAAGGCAAAUGGUCUUAUUCUGAGAAGCUAUUGGCAUCUCUCAUGCAUAGUUACAAAAUUGGCAGAGUAGCCUUGUGGAAAUAACCUGCAAAUUUUGUGCUUGUUUAGUCCUUCUUAGAGGUAAUGAAACUUUUCUGUGAUGUAGUCUUUCCUGAUCAACUACUUUAAGUGAUAAUUUGGUCAUCCACACCUGUUUUCAGGUAUGUUUACAAGACAGUUCAAAACACUGACACAUUCAUUAAUCUUCAGUGCAUAAGCUUGGAUUUCUUCUUACAUGGAAGAGUUGAUCUUAUUAACACCUGAUCAUAACUGUCUAUAUUGUAAAUAUAAGACUUUGUAUAAAUGCUCUAUUUUAGAGCAUGGUAUUUAAAUGCUUUUAAAUAUGUAAAAGAACAGUUCUAGAAACUAUAUUUUAAUAAAAUCCAUGAAAAAUCGAUUCUAGAUGGGGGGGGGAGUGUUAAGGUGUAAUCAUGGACUACUGCAGUUGAUAAGAGUUGAGCAGUAGAUUUUAGUGCUUUACUGGGGCCAGAGCAUUCUCUGGGAGUUCUGAUUUCCUUAUCUUUCAUCUUCAGCUAUAUUACUUUCACAUAAUUUGUCACUUAAAAGUGUGUAACUUUAAAUUCAUAAAUCAAAACCCAAAUGCUUUAUGGGAUGUCAGUUAAAUUAUUUCAUGAUUUUGUAAAAAUUACAUGUCAGUAAUAUAGUAAAUUAUACAUUAUUUCAUUGCUGUUAGUCCUGUUAUAUUGAGCUGCAGUAGUUGACUUUAUUCAUUUGUAGAAUUAAACAUUACUGUUUAAUUGUUGUAAAAUUUUAUAAAUCUCUUUGGGUUUUUUUGGUUGACCCAAAUAUAAUGUAAGUCUUAAUGACAAAAUGAGUGAAAAUGGAUGUUAAACCAAUAUGUGGUAUUCUUAAAUCUCUGUAGUGGUAAGUGGGCACUGCUCUAUUUGCUGCAGCGUGUAAUUUAUUUACUAGCAUGAGUCUGUUCAGCUUUUGUAAAAAUGCUUUAGCUGUAAAGUUAAAAGUAGGUGUGGAGUAUGGUUGCUUAGAACAAGUAGGAGCCAAAACCAAAAAAUCUAAGAAGGUGAGUUUCCCCCUACAUAUUUCUAAUGCCAGUUUGUCUCACAUUAUGCAUUUUGGUAUUUUGUUCAAAUAAUAAAGUUAAAAAUACUUGGUGACAUGUAUGCAUACCUGAUCUAUAUCAACCUGCAAACAGGAACAUUCAAUUUUUGUAAUUUUUAAAACUCCACACUAAGGGGAAGGAACAUGCAUAAUUUCUGUGAAACUUUGUUCCAAAGUUGAAAUAUUACUAUAUCUUGUUAAAAGUUUACCUGAAGCAUUAGUACUCCAGGACUUUUAACAGUCAGACCUUUAGAUCUGUCACAGUUACCUCUAUGGUAAGCAUUCAGCUUUCACACUCCUGUGAUGUACCUAUUGCUUGUUUGUGUGACAGAGCCCUCAUUAAGUGUAUUUCCUGCAACAUUUCAACUGGAAAAAUACAAUUGCACCAUCACGUAAAUUAGUCUUAUGCCGGUGUUUGGUUAGCCUUUGAAGAGUCAUUAUACAAUAUUGCUGAUUUUGAUCUGUAUUUAAAGUUUGUAAAUGUAUUAAAAUAAUUGCAAGAAUCUAAAGGAAGUAUAGGCUAUCAUGUGUUCCCCUCCUGCUAUAUGUAAAUGUUUUGCACAAUUAUUUAAUAAUAUGAAAUAUGUUAUUGUUUGUAUAUUAAAAAAUGCUUAGUUAAUAAAACUGAGAGCCAUUG